AUGGCGGUGACUGAGAAUGGGAGGCUGAUAGAGAGCAUCAAGGACCGGCCUAAUGGACACGCUGUAGGCCCAGUUGUACGCCGACAGCGUCCUCGCCGACAGGGCUGGAUUUUAUGGCUGUUUAACAAUCUAGCAAGGCUUACAUUCUGGUACGCCCUAUUCACAGUCGUAUUCCGAUGUCCCCCUACACCAAAGCAGCUCACCGAGUCCUCGCCGCACCUAUGCCAAAACUACUUUACUCUCAAGUCGUAUGCACAACCGCAUCUGCAACCAUAUUACGAUGAAUACGCCGCUCCAUAUGUCGCCAAAGCCCAGCCAUAUGCUGAACAAGCGAAUAGACGCAUAAUUCGCCCUGCUUCAGUAUUUGUGAGGGUGAACUACCAUAAGUAUGCUGCGCCUCAGGUCGAAACUGCGCAGAAAUACAUACAAGCGGAACUUGAGAAGUCAAUUGUUCCACAGCUCAAGAAGGCCCAACUCAAGGCUGGACACCUGUAUGACAACAAUCUUGGUCCUCAUGUCAAUAAGGCUGCAAUGCUAGCUGAACCCUACUAUACCACCGUUCGAGAUUCCUCAUACCACACUAUCCAGCAUUACAUACUGCCAGCUGCCCGGUAUUCGCGACCACAUCUGGAAAAUGGAUACCAUGUUACGCAGCGGUUCCUUACAACUACUGCGUACCCGCUAGCUCGGCAUGCUUGGUCAGACCUGGUCAUUUUUGUUGAUGGAACUCUCUGGCCCUUUCUGAAGGGUCUCUAUAUCGACAACGUUAGACCGCAACUGGUUAUGAUCAAUGAGCGGGUGGCGAAGUAUAGAGAGUCAAGGAAGCUGAAAGCUGCUAUGGAUGAAGUUGAUAAGACAUAUUCGACCUCAACUGCUUCUGUAAGCGCAACAGCCAGUACCGCGGUCGACGACGUCUAUGCAUUGUUUGACACCGAUGACGAGACGACAACUUCCACGACUUUGGAUGCCACUGAAGAGUCUGCUGCCACAGUGCAACCACCAGUUCGACCAACCUACAAACAAGCCACUGAAGAGCAGUUGUCAGCCGAUCUCAAACAAUGGCAGGAGAAGUUUGCCGUUGCUGCGGAUAAGGGCGCUGAUGAUCUGCGCGAACGUGUCGGAUCUAUUGUAGAGAGUCUCGUUCAAAGUGACAUAGACGGCUUGGGUCGAGGCCUGGCUACCGCUCUUGAAAAGACGGUUCAGAACGAAAUUGAAAAUGUCAAGGCCAAAAUCAUUGGCGUGGUGGGGAGUGUUCCUGAGGAUGCAAGUCCUGACAAGGUCAGAAAAGCUGCGGAAGAUAUCCUUGGGUCGAUCCGAGCCUCAGGAGCCGAAAUCAAAAGUCGCGCACAAAAAGUGCGCGAUUGGGCCCAGGACUUCGAAACGGGCUUGGAUCAACGCUUGGCCGAUGCUUCUGCUUCUACUUUGGACGUUCUCGAUGGAAUCAAAGACCUUGGACUUCAGGAAGUCGGCAUGCGGUGGUCUUGGAUGGAAGGAGUGACCUACAAGCACUGGGCAAAGUUUCACGCCGUUCGAAACCAGCUAGAUGACUGGAAACAAGAGGUGGAGGAGGUUGUAACGAAAAGCCCUGAAGCAGAGAAAGCCAUCUCCACUGCUCGACAAAUCAUGGAAGAAAGCAUGGCAAUCACCGAGGAUGCGGCCAAAGAGCUGGUAAGACUCAAGGGGGUUGCUCAGUGGAAGCUACGAGCACGAGAUACGACAGACAAUUUCGAGACGAGGAGCAUGCCUGCUGAAGCCGUCUCGGCAGCGUCAAGUCUUGCAGCAGAACUUCAGGGCACCUCCUCCCAAGCAAUCGAGUCCGCCGGCAGUGUAUUGUCUGAGGCAGCCGAUACUGUCGCCAGAGGUAUUUCAUCCGCGUCCUCUGCAGUUAUUGGCAGCAGCACUGGAUCUGUGGAAUCGGCCGCGUCAGCAAUCGAGAACCUGGCAGAUGAUAAUCUCGCAGCCGCGAAGUCAGCAGUUGCGUUCUCGAGCACGGGCUCUCUUGAGUCUGCAGCAUCACAACUCAGUUCUUCCGUUGCUGAUGCGUACGAGUCAGCGUCUUCAGUGGUGACCGGCACAAGUGCCGGUACAGCUCAGUCCAUUGCGUCCGAAGUAAGCGAGUCGGCUUCAAGCUUGGCCAGUGCGGUUCCUGAGGAGUUCGCCUCGCUAACCAGCGCUGCUGCUAGCCAAAGUUCUCCACUGACAGAAUCCAUGGCAGUGACUUCUAGUGACGAGUUAACGUCUGCGGAAUCGAUCUUGGAAAACGUUUCCAGCUCAGCGUCCUCUGUCGCAGACUCAGCGAGUAGCCAGGCCUCGUCUAAAGUUUUCGCGGGUGCGAUGGCUCAAGAAGUAAAGGGCACCGGACCGAUCCUGGACGAUGUCUUUGAUGAUGAUACAGUCUCUGCCUUCUCUGAGAAGGUUCAAGAUAUUGUUAAUAAUGCCGGUGACCGCUACUCCGAAGUCACUCGAGCAGUUUCAGAAGCGAUUUAUGGUACUAAACAAGGGACUGGCGAGAGCAUCACCUCGGUUGCCAGUGAGCAAUACUCCAGUGCUGUUGCAGCCGCGUCAAGCAUUCUCUUCGGGGAGCCCCAGGGAGCUGCCGAGAGCAUCACCAGUGUGGCCUCUGAGAAGUAUGGGCAGGCCGUUGCAGCCGCCAGUGCUGCCAUAUACGGAACUCCGAUGCCCCUAACCGAGUCCAUUCUCCUUCAAGCGAGUUCUCUGUACAGCCAGGCUAUCAGCCGUGCGGAGGAUAACUACAGCGCCGCCAAGUCUGCUGCUUCAAAGCAGAUCUCGGGGACCCCGAAGCCGAUUCAUGAAGAAAUGCUGUCUUCGAUUGAGUCGGCUUAUUCUGGUGCAACCUCAGCAGCUCAUAGUAGGCUUGAAUCUGCUCGGUCCGCACUUCCAUCCAGAUACUCAGCUAUCAGCAGAGUAGCCGCUGGAACUUUACCAACAACCAACCCUCUCGACUCGGUCACAGCAGUGGCCUCUUCUGCCCUACAAGAUUCGUUGGCUGCAGCGUCGGCGCAGUACUCAAAGGCUAAGGCUGCUGUUGGUGCCACUCCUGCCCCAGCACACGAGCGAUAUCUGAGAGAAGCUCGAAAGAACUAUUAUGCGGCCAUUGGAAUGGCGCAUGAGCAAUAUGAUGAUUUUAUCAAGGCGGCUUCCAGCGCUAUCUACGGCGCUCCAAGUCCUGUACUGAGCAGCAUGUCAAGUGCUGCAUCGGUCGCAAUUUAUGGGACCCCCGUUCCGGCGUACCAGAGCCUAUUAGACCUAGCUGCAGCACAGUAUUCGGCAGCUUCGUCAGCAGCGAAAGCGAGUCUCAGUUCCUACCGAUCAUCAGUUAACUCUGCUGCCACACCAGCCCAGAGCUUACUGGACGAAGCACUUGCGGCGUACUCCAGCGCUAUAGAGGUUGCAUCCUCCUCUCUAUCUUCGGCUUCUUACGCUGCCAGCACAGUUGUUUACGGUACUCCCGCCCCUUUCUACCAGAGUGCCUUGGAUCAAGCUUCUUCUUCAUAUGCCGCAGCUUCCUCGGCUGCUGCUUCACACAUGUCCGCAAUGCUAGACUCGGCCUCUUCUGCAGUUAGCGGCAAGAACUCUCCUGCACAAAAUGUCCUGGACGGCAUAUCUUCACAGUACGACGCCGCCAUCGCAGCUGCGUCGUCAUCGUUGUCGUCCGCCAGUCUAGCCGCCAGUACUGCUAUGUACGGUACUCCUACUGGUCCUAUCGAAUCGGUGUCCAGUGUUGCCUCUCAAAAUUGGGAAGCCCUUGUGUCAAAGGCCAGUUCGCAGAUCUACGGUACUCCAAGGCCCUUCUACGACGAACUGGUCGAUCAAGCAAGCGACUAUUCCGCACAAGUGACCAACUUUGCUGGUGACCAAUAUGUGAUAAUUCAAUCAUUUGUGUCCGAACUGAUCGUAGGCAAAGAGCCGGCCUUCACCGAAUCCGUCAUGAACAGGCUCAGUUCGGCUUACUACACGGGCUAUGCGUCGGCUGCCAGCCUCGCCAAUGAUGCCUACGAUUCGGCAUCAUCGAUAGCAUCGAGGGCUGGAACUUAUUUCACCCCAUCUCCAGAGGUCUCGUCGGUCAUUGAUUCAGUCACCGAACAAUUGAACUCAGCAGUGGAUGCUGCAAGCGCUCAGAUUUACGGGACCAAGAAAGGGGUUAUUGAGCAAGCUUCUUCUGCUGCUGCGGAUUCAUAUUCAUCAGCCAGCGCCGCUGUUAGUGAGGCAAUCUAUGGAACUCCCGUUGGUUAUGCAGAAGCCGCGCAGUCUUCGUUCGCCGACAUAGCAAAGAGCGCACAAGACGCCAUCUCUGUAGCUAUCUAUGGUACACCUACGGGCACGGUUGACGCUAUUACCAGCGCUGCUGCCAAUCAGUACUCUUCUGUUUCAUCAGCUGUUGGUGACGGUGUUGCGGCAGCAGUUUCUGUGGUAGGAGACAUACCUGAUCAAGCAGCAAGCGCGGCGGACAACGUGAGAGCGAAGAUCUCGGAGGCCGUAUAUGGUCCUGAACAGGGUGCUCUAGAAAGCGCGCAAUCAAGGAUCGCCGAGGCUGUAGAGAGCGCAAAAAGCGCCAUUGCAGCAAUGGCAAGUGAUGUUGGCGAGAGUGGUGCCAGCAUUGCUGAGGCUGUCAGCAGCAGUGUGGAUGAGAUGGCGAGUGCUGUUAGCAGCACGGUCAGUGACGCCACUCAAUAUGUGAAGGACGAGUUGUGA
Molecule: messenger RNA, 4713 nt
Organism: Exophiala spinifera
Lineage: Eukaryota; Fungi; Ascomycota; Eurotiomycetes; Chaetothyriales; Herpotrichiellaceae
Exons: 2
Coding region: 1-4713 (1570 amino acids)
Biological process (GO): protein transport
Source: RefSeq, a predicted model, not a curated record